This is a messenger RNA of Trematosphaeria pertusa, 1212 nucleotides long. RefSeq names its product CDP-diacylglycerol--serine O-phosphatidyltransferase. Gene Ontology annotation, molecular function: phosphotransferase activity, for other substituted phosphate groups. Lineage: Eukaryota; Fungi; Ascomycota; Dothideomycetes; Pleosporales; Trematosphaeriaceae. Gene Ontology annotation, biological process: phospholipid biosynthetic process. Bases 144 to 875 code for a protein of 243 amino acids. The transcript is spliced from 4 exons. Gene Ontology annotation, cellular component: membrane. The record is from RefSeq and is a predicted model, not a curated record.
ACUGACGCAGCAGCUGUAUAAACACAGCUCCCUUACCUACUACUCCCCUCCUCACUCACACUCAUCGCCCCGACUAUUUCAGAGUUCUUCCCCUGCGCAACGAUACCGAAAGCCCCUCACCGCCUUUGAAGAUCACAGCGACAAUGUCGAGAAGAAACGGCGCACCCCCGGAGAGCAAGGACGCUGCUCCUCCGCCGAAAGAUCUGACGCAAGACAAACAAGCCCGCCUCCUCUCCUCAGAAGCCGGCCACUUCUCCCUCGUGCGCGCCCUGCACUUGGCGGAUUUCAUCACCGCGAUGAACGGCUUCUGCGGCGUCAUGUCCGUCUUCUCCUCCCUGCGCUACUGCACCCAAGACGACCCCUCCGAGUACCUGAACCUUUAUCUCGCGCUGGGCUUCAUCCCGCUCGGUCUAUUUUUCGACUUCAUGGACGGCAAGGUCGCGCGGUGGAGGAAGAAGGCUAGUCUGAUGGGCCAGGAGCUGGACUCGCUGGCUGACUUGAUAUCCUUCGGCGUCGGACCCGCCUGCGCCGCCUUCUCCCUCGGCAUGCGCACGCCGCUCGACCACCUCCUGCUGUCCUUCUUCGUCCUCUGCGGCCUGACGCGGCUUGCGCGCUUCAACGUCACCGUCGCCAUGCUGCCCAAAGACGACUCGGGGAAAUCCAAAUACUUCGAGGGCACACCGAUCCCGACCUCGCUAGCGCUCGCAAACGUGAUGUGGUUCUGGGUGUGGAAGGGGUGGACGCUUGCGGGCGAGGGCGUGCCGCUGGGUGUGUGGAUGGGAGGGAGCGUGUUGGAGGUGCAUCCCGCUGUAGGCAUGUUCGUGCUGCAUGGGUGUUUGAUGGUCAGUAAGUCUAUUAAGAUACCGAAGCCUUAGGGCGGGAGAGAAGGGAGGAACUGGUGGUAAGAGGCGUAGGAGUGGAGGCAUGUGAUGAGGAAUGAUGAUGGGAUAGGAUAGAUACAUUUUUGCGCGUGAGAAGCGUAACUUUCCCCUGUUUUUGGAAAAGCGACACCCCCUAUAUUUGGUAAUAGAGCAUCACGAUGGUUACGAGCACACAAGAAGACAAGACUCUUUGGAUGCCCCCUAGGGCAAUGGAUCUGUCUCCUGAGACCAAUAGGAACACCGAAGGCUUGGGCAGCCGUGAGGACCCUUGCUAGCUAUUAUCACUAAACGACUUGGAUUAUUAACAUGCCUCUGAUCUUUAAAUGUUAAA